Lotus japonicus is the source of this 2523-nucleotide messenger RNA. RefSeq names its product protein phosphatase 2C 50-like. The transcript is spliced from 5 exons. The coding region runs from base 528 to 2162 and encodes 544 amino acids. NCBI's taxonomy places the organism in Eukaryota, Viridiplantae, Streptophyta, Magnoliopsida, Fabales, Fabaceae. The record is from RefSeq and is a predicted model, not a curated record. Gene Ontology annotation, biological process: protein dephosphorylation. Gene Ontology annotation, molecular function: protein serine/threonine phosphatase activity; cation binding.
UUCUUUCUCUCAUUCAUUGAUUUCAUAGUAGUAGUAAUAACUAUAACUAUUACUAGUGAGAGUAAACGCCUGUGAUGCGUUGCCUCAGAUCCAGGCAACUCAUGGUGGGUAUGUGCACAAAAAAGGGUGACAUCUUUUUUGGUUUUUCUUGUGAUUCUUGAGACUUUGUACCCUUUUCUCAGCUUCUUUCUCAUGACCCUGUUUCUUCUUUCUUGUGUUUAGAGAUAAGGGCUGUUAUUAAUUUUAUUUUUUUGAAGUUUCUUUAAAUUUAAAUGGUGGGGUUUAUUUGUUUUUAGCUCAAUAUGUUUUUGUGCAGAUAAAGUGUUUGUUUUUAAUGUUUUUCAGGCAUUUCCCUCUCACUGGAGUUGACAAAGGGCUGGUUAGGAAUGGAAAAUGUCACCCCUCACAUUCUAAGAUCAUUUUUUAUCAGAAAAGCAGGUGAUGAUCAAUUAAUUGAAGUAUGAGAGGUUUCGUGGUACCAGAGGGGUGGGAGGGUAGCUUUUUGUCUUUCAUAGAUAGGGAUUUCAAUGGAGGAGGUGUUGUUCAUGGUUACGGUGCCGUUAAUAGUAGGUAAAUCGGUCUGUGAUAACUCAACUGUAGUAGCUACCCACAUGGAUGAUGUAUCCAGAUUUAAGCUGAUCGCAGAUGCAGGGUCAUUAACUGAUUCUGUGACUGAGGUUUCCACUGACAGGGUUAUAGGUUCAGACGUUGGUCAUAGUGGCGUCAAUUUGGAUGUUGAAGUUGGUAUUGCAGCAGUGACACCGCCAGAACCGGAUAGGGUAGGAGAUAGUUCUUUGUCGAGUAUGAUAUCGCAUGAUAAAAGUGCUAUGGUUACUAGUGAGGAGGAGGAUUCGUUAUCGUUGGAAGGUGACCAGUUAAUUGAUAGCUCAUGCUCUCUAUCAGCAAUAAGUGAGAACAGUAGUGUCUAUGGAGAAGAGUUCAUUGGUUCUGAUGCUACUUCAGAGUUUGGGACACCAUGUUCCAUAGACAUAGAGAAGAGCAUCUGUCCGGUCAAUAUUGCUGGCCGGACUGCUGAUUUGGGAGAGUCAAAUGUUGAUACUGACAUUAUGAGUGAAUCACAUGCCGUGGCAGUGAGCCUUGAUGAAGAGACUGGAGUUGGAUCUGGCCCAAACCCUUCUCCAGUUGAUCUGUCUCAAGAAAAGCAGGUGAAUGUAACAGUUGGUCGGAGUGUUUUUGAAUUGGUUUAUACCCCACUUUGGGGAUUCAUAUCUCUUUGUGGAAGAAGACCUGAAAUGGAAGAUGCUGUUGCAACUGUACCUCGAUUUUUGAAAAUCCCUAUUCAAAUGCUAAUUGGUGAUCGGGUACUUGAUGGGUUAAACCAGUGUUAUAAUCAACAGAUGACCCAUUUCUUUGGAGUCUAUGAUGGCCAUGGUGGUUCUCAGGUGGCAAAGUAUUGUCGUGAACGUAUGCAUUUGGCCUUGGCUGAGGAAAUAGAAUUUGUCAAGGAAGGUCUAGUUAAUGGAAGUAUCAAUGAUGACUGUCAAGAUCAGUGGAAAAAAGCUUUCACCAAUUGUUUCUUAAAGGUUGAUGCUGAAGUUGGAGGAAAAGUUAAUAAUGAACCUGUUGCCCCAGAAACUGUGGGCUCCACUGCUGUUGUUGCUCUCAUCUCUUCGUCUCAUAUUAUAGUCUCAAAUUGUGGUGAUUCAAGAGCGGUUCUGUGUCGUGGCAAAGAACCUCUGGCAUUAUCAGUGGACCAUAAACCAAACCGAGAGGAUGAAUAUGCAAGAAUCGAGGCAGCUGGAGGGAAGGUGAUACAAUGGAAUGGCCAUCGUGUAUUUGGUGUUCUUGCAAUGUCAAGGUCUAUUGGUGAUAGAUAUUUGAAGCCGUGGAUUAUUCCGGAACCGGAAGUUAGAUUUCUUCCUCGUGCAAAAGAGGACGAGUGUCUCAUUCUGGCCAGUGAUGGUCUGUGGGAUGUCAUGACAAACGAAGAGGCGUGCGACUUGGCUCGGAAGCGAAUACUUCUAUGGUACAAGAAAAACGGCUUCGAACUAAGCUCAGAAAGGGGAGAGGGAGUUGAUCCCGCUGCACAAGCUGCGGCAGAGUUCCUAUCAAACCGCGCUCUACAAAAAGGAAGCAAAGACAACAUCACUGUGAUUGUGGUUGAUUUAAAACCUCAAAGAAAAUAUAAGAGCAAGACAUGAUGAUGAUUGAUGAUUUCAAGUGCAGUUUGAAGAUUAUUUUACUAUAUAGAAAAAACUUAUUAUAAAAGCUAAUAUAUUUUUGUUUGCCCGUUAAUUUUUUACAUGGGCACCUCUUGGCUCAAUGAUGAUAUGGCAUUUUGUAAUACAUCUUACCUAGAAACUCAACUAAUCAAGAGUCUCCUUGUUCACUAUGUAAGUCUUAGCUGUAUGCUGUAGAGAUAGGAGACUAGUUCCAUGCCUUUGACACCAUAUUAUAUUCAUUAUUAAGCCUCCGAGUACAAAAGCUCUGUGAGGCAUUUACUUAAUAUAAUUUUAGUUUGUGUAUUUAUAAAGAAUCAGAAGCUAAUUGAUUUGACUUUAA